GUACUCUACUUAACAACUACAACUUUCAUGUCGCGUCAAAGGCAGUCCAGGUGACGGAAGGCGCAGCUGCGCCCACUUCGAGCAGGGUCAAUGUCGCAAGGAAAUCCCGCUUUCCCAGGUCGAAAUCUCUAUGCGUCCUCGAGUAAGCUACCCGAUCGCACGGCGCAAAAGCCUGGUACCACUGUAGCCUCGCAACAAUAUUCCCAGUCGACGUUCGGACGGCGUCCUGAGCAACAAUACCAAUUCGGACAGCCUGCGGCGCCGCAGCAACAGCAUGGCGCGUUGGGUGGGAGGCCGAGCAUGGAGAAGGAAUCGAAUGCGCUCGGCGAAUUGAGCGAGGAACAAAGAGAUGAAAUAAAUGAAGCAUUCUCAUUGUUCGACCUAGACCGAGAUCGGCAUCUGGACUACCAUGAAGUGCGCGUCGCAAUGAGGUCCUUGGGAUUUUCCGUGCCCAAACCUGAGGUCGCGCAGAUAAUGCAAUCGCAAGGAGUGCCCAAGCCACAGUUUAAGAGAGGGCCUCCCGUCAAAGGACAACAGACAUAUCAUUCCAGUCAGCUUCUUUUACCACAAAACGCGUUCCAGCGCAUAGCGGCGCAAAAGAUAUUCGAACGCGAUCCUACGGAAGAAGUCGAACGGGCUUUGCUGUUGUUCGAUCCGGACCAGCGAGGUUACAUUGAAGUCGACGACAUCCGCAGAGUCGCUCGAGAACUGGGCGAGACAGGUCUCGAGGAUGAAGAAAUACAAGCAAUGGUGGAAGAGUUUGAUUAUGACGGGACAGGGAGCGUUGCGAAAGAGGCCUUUUACGCCAUUUGUCUGCAAUGAGCGGUUCCGACUGACUGUGUUUGAUGAAAUGAUGAUAUCCCACGAUGAGAACGACUUGAUUGGAAUUGGCGGCGUCGGCCCCGGGAUCAUUGGAGACAUUCCAGCUGUCGUAAAUCUAAUCAAGCUAUUGGUUUUUCUGUCUCAGUCUUGACACAAAUAUCCAUGGAGCCAUCGGCAUUUGCGCCCCCAGAAGUUGUACCAAAACGCUUUCCCUCCAUAUCCGUCUCCAAUGACAUGAGAAUCAAUCGAUCUUGCCCAAGACACAACUCUUCGCCAUCCGACAUCGUCCGUUGAGAACACCAUGUGUAUAUAUCGGGCCCGUCAUGAUCAGCCGUUCAUCGCCUGACGCAUCCCUCUUUUCGUGAAGCAGCGACGAAUGCUUCGGACUUUCAAAGAAUCUCCUCCGACAUCCCGGGCAAUCGCCCCCAACAAACAUCUCCAGGCAGCUCGUCCUCUCGAACCGACGCACCAAAGGGUCACCGAUGUGCCUGGAGUGUCCAUCCAGUUUCGGGGGCCGAGAUUGCGUAUCGCUGCACCGGAACUAGAAGCAGACGAAUGCUGCAGGGUCGAUCUCGUCGAGCAAGGGAACAUAUAGUCUUUCAGGCGGCACAUCGGUGUGAUGGGAUCUGGUCACCGUAACCGAGGCUAUCAUGCAGUCCGGAUAUGCUCAGACCGUUGGGGAGGGCGCCUAUUGGACGUUCUAGGAAAUCGGGUGCCUACUUUGACCUGUGUAAAUUAAGGUGAGGCGGGGAUCGGGAGUACUGAAGGAGAUCACGAUGGAGUAGCACAAAGGGGGUGUACUUUACGGGGGACUUCUGCAAGGGUCACCGUAAUCUGGGUUCAGAAGUACAAAGUCGUAGAAUGCUGCGUGAUGGUGAAAUGAUUUUCUGGAUCUCCAUUGCUGCACAAAAAGGGCUAUAUACUCUCCGCUGGCCAACCUCCAAAAGCUGAGAUCCACUGAAGAAAUCCAAGUGCCCG
Messenger RNA from Cladophialophora immunda, 1800 nucleotides. RefSeq lists its product as uncharacterized. Gene Ontology annotation, cellular component: mitotic spindle pole body; half bridge of spindle pole body. The record is from RefSeq and is a predicted model, not a curated record. The transcript has 2 exons. Gene Ontology annotation, biological process: spindle pole body duplication. Gene Ontology annotation, molecular function: calcium ion binding; microtubule binding. NCBI's taxonomy places the organism in Eukaryota, Fungi, Ascomycota, Eurotiomycetes, Chaetothyriales, Herpotrichiellaceae. The coding region runs from base 91 to 822 and encodes 243 amino acids.